CAGCAACAAUUAAAACGAUCACGACGAUGACGACGCCUGGAGAGGAUCAGCAAACGUCAAUUGCAGAAUUGCAGAAGGCGAAAAAGGAGCAAAAUAUUUAUCAAAAUUUUGCCACACCUUUAGCUGGCACAUUUCUCAACCUGCCACACGAGGCGGUGGUAUUGAAAUGCCCCUCCUGUGGCAACAACUCAGAGAGCGUAGUACAAAACGAUCUCAAGUGGUGGGCAACGGAAAUCAAUCGCAUUGUGGGCUGUCUCUUUGUCUCGUUUUGCUGCUGCUGCUGCUUCAACUAUAUUAUACCCUGUAAGCAAACUGAUCGCAGUCACUAUUGUGGCAACUGCGGCUGCUACUUUGGACGUGCCAUGAAGCGACGUGCACCACUCAAGAUCAAGUAAAUGGAUCCCAGCAUUAUAAUUGUUUAUUUCUCUCUCUCACAAGAUUUUUCGAAUAUUUCACACGCUGAAAAUAAACAAAUUGAAUGCAAAAAAAA
This is a messenger RNA of Drosophila innubila, 490 nucleotides long. RefSeq lists its product as uncharacterized. The transcript has 2 exons. Lineage: Eukaryota; Metazoa; Arthropoda; Insecta; Diptera; Drosophilidae. The record is from RefSeq and is a predicted model, not a curated record. Bases 27 to 395 code for a protein of 122 amino acids.